UAGUCCAAGCUCGGGAAAGGAGAGACGUGCGCGCCCCACUCGUCCGCAGCUUACGCGAUCCCUCGCGACGACCCCCCGCCACCCCCCUCCCCCGACUUCAUUUUCCCGGCGAAAAUUCAACGGAUUUUAGAGAUGCCCACAUACGGUGCCAAUUUUCGCUACUCGUUCAUGUUACGUGGUAUAUAGCGUUGUUGGUUGAGAUUCAUGUUUCGGUGGUUUCUUGUUGUGUUUUUUCAAAUGAAAUUGGUUUAGAUUCUGAUUCCAGUGUUUUUGGAAUGUCACAUUUGUUUCGACUGUAAGGUUUGUGAAGUGUUCGAUUUUUUUUUUAAAAAAGGAAUUCGAUUUUUUAUUUCUUUUCGUGGAAAAGUGCUCGCAUAACAUAAUUUGUCCGGUUGGAUAAACUAAAGUGAAGUUGUAUAAACCAGAAGGAUACCUAACUUAACGAUUAAAAAGGUGGACACGAUGACAGCAUAAUUGGUGUGGUAAACUCAAGGAUGCUCGUCAUUUGGACGUGUAUAUUCCAAAAAGUUAGUUAUGUGAACUUGAAAGGCACGAAAACAGCAGUCAAACAGUAGACAAGUCGGAUUCAUGAGGCGGCUAUGCCCCCUGCGACCUUCCCCCUUCACGAAUAGCUGAGACACGACCCCUCGCUCUCGGAUGGCUCGAGUCAUUUCCAUGCUCUUAUUGUUAUACGUGCCGUGGUCUAAUGCCAAUAACUCCACAAGCUCCUACACGGACAGUGAUGAUCAGCAAGAGGACGCGUGGUCCAGCUGGUCUGACUGGUCGCCAUGUUCGAGAACUUGCGAUGGAGGGGCCUCUUACCAACUGCGGAGAUGCAACUCCUUGACUGGCUGCGAAGGAGAACCUGUCCGGUAUCGAAUAUGCAAUAUGCAGCCUUGCCCGGACGGGAUCGAGUUCCGUGCAGAACAAUGUGCCUUGUACAGUUCCGAGACGGCCAACUGGACGCCGUACUGGAGCGCGGAGAACCCUUGCGCCCUGACGUGCGUCUCGCCCACCGGAGAGGUCGUAACGUUGGCCCCCAGGGUCCGUGACGGAACGAGGUGUAGACCUGGCUCUUUAGAUAUGUGUAUAGACGGUCAAUGCAAGAGGGUUGGCUGUGAUUUAGAAAUAGGCUCAAAUUUAAGGGUAGAUGCUUGUGGGGUUUGUGGUGGUGACGGGUCAUCAUGUUCACAACCCCUGUAUCAUUGGUCAACGUCUCCCACAUCCCUGUGUUCAGUUUCUUGUGGAGGAGGUCUCAAAAGUGCAGAACCUGUGUGCUUGAAUCGUGUCACCGGCGUUGAGGUUAAUUCCGAACUGUGCGAUGCAUCGCAGAAACCGGAGAUCAGUUCUGUUGAAUGCAAUACUCACGCAUGCCCUCCACGGUGGCACGCUGAGCCAUGGGGAAGAUGUACUGUCAGCUGCGGAAAAGGUGUUCGAUCAAGGAGAGUGCAUUGCGCCCAAGAGAACAAUGGAACAACGACAAAAGUUUCAAGCCACCUGUGUGAGCACAGAACGCAUAAACCGAGAUCUCACGAAACUUGCAACUUAGGACCUUGCCCGCCUUCGUGGGAAACAGGUCUCUGGUCUGGGUGUUCAAAAUCCUGUGGCGAAGGUGUGCAAACUCGAGAGGUGACGUGUAAACCAUCGGAGAUCGACCCCUCUCUAUCGUGUGAUCCUCUAAGUAAACCUGUUCAGAGUAGACGAUGCACAACUGGAAUGCCAUGCACAGAAUCUGAGGAUGAGAGUUAUGCAGAGAAAGACUCGCAAGAAUUGAGCUAUCCCCUACUGAAAGCCACCGCAGAGAAACUUGUCAGUGAACUGAAUGUGCCAUCGGAAUCAACGUUCAUAGCGGAGGAAUGGGGCCCCUGUUCUGUGACCUGCGGAGAAGGAGUCCGAACUCGUCAGGUCAACUGCAAAAUUUUCCUCGAUUUUUCAAGGACCGUCGCUCGAUUGCCGGACAAACAAUGCCAAGGACCCAAACCAAAAGAUACUGAACGUUGCGUUGAGACACCGUGCUCCUUCUCAAACAGGGUGGAAACGGUGAGAGACGGAUUUGCAGACUCGUACAAAUCAGGGAUGAGUUAUAGUGAUGUCAACAUCAAGGUAGCGCCAGGAUUUGCAGGAAAAUCGACGUAUUCUUGGCGAACAAACGGGUUCAACCAGUGCACCGCGUCAUGCCUCGGAGGGAUGCAGACGAGCUUGAUCCAGUGCGUGCGGGACGAGGACGGGAAGGUGUCCUCGCCGUGGAUGUGCGACUCGAACCAGCGGCCGGACGAGCUGACGCAGCUGUGCAACGUGCACCCUUGCCCGCCCCGGUGGAACGUCUCUGAGUGGUCGCCGUGCUCCCACCCGUGCGGCCUCGGCUCGCAGACCCGGACGGUGACCUGCAUCCACGAGGUGACCCAGGGGCCCGGCAACACCCUCGUCGUGCCCCCCGACCGCUGCCCCCAGCCGCCCCCCGCCGGCACCCGCUCCUGCAACGUCCUCGACUGCCCCGUCAAGUGGCACACCUCUGAGUGGUCCCAAUGUUCGAAGCCCUGCGGAGGGGGCAAGAAAACGCGGAAAGUGCAAUGCAAGCAGGUGCUAGCGCAAAACCACAUCCAGGACAAGCAUGAGUCCCUAUGUCCCUCGACGGAAAAGCCACCCGACUCCCGUCCCUGCAACACGAAGGAGUGUCCCAAGGAAACAACGCAGCCGAUCAUCGAGUCCUCCGACACGCCGUACAACCAGGCCAGCCCCUCCAAGAAGAAAGUCCAGUUCAAGAUCGGCGGGCCCGCCGUCAUUUUUCAGGGCACCACAGUCAAGAUCAAGUGUCCCGUCAAGCGAUUCGACAGAGCGAAAAUCAAAUGGGCCAAGAAUCACAUAGUAAUCAAAAACUUUACCACAAAAUACCGGAUCUCUAAGAAAGGCGCGCUUAGGAUUAACUCUGUCGUUAAUUCUGAUGGUGGAAUCUACACUUGCAUUGCUGGGCUAUCCUCAGCGGACACAACUCUCACGGUAAAACCUAAACCAGGCCAAUUUCCAAGUUCUGAAGAACUAGAUGGAAAAGUGCCUCUGGAUGCAGGAAUGAAAACAGGCGAAGAAAUGGGGAAGAGUUCGGGUUUCGUGGAUAAUCCGAGCGAUUCGGACUGGAGCCACGAGAACCCGACAUCGGGUCAAACGACGGGCCACACGACUCACAGGAAGAAAUCAAAACAUGACCACACCUCUGCAACCGGAAACCCCUUCUCAAAAUUGGACCCUGGAUCUGAUAUGAACGGUUUUUUAAACUCAUCAGACCCUCCUAAUUCUUCUAUGAGUUCAGGAGGGUCGCGACCGGUACCUUUCCUCAACUUCUUAUUCAUUACUUUCCAGACUUUCUGGCCGUUUCAAAGCUUGACGAGUGGAAGCCAAAUGGUAAUGGAAGACCCCUCCGAUUUCAUCGACUUGGGGCCUGAUGAAAAACUACCCUCUGAGCUGAGCAGUCAGUCUCCCGCAGAUGAUCUUUCGAGCCAUGCGUUGAUUUUAGGAAAAGGCGAUCGCAAAGAUGUCAAAUUUGAAUGGAACAUCUCUGAUUGGUCGACGUGUUCACAGUCUUGUGGAGGCAACGGCUUUCAGAUGCGGGGAGUACAUUGUCUGGUGAGAGUAGGGAACACAAGUGAGAAUGUCGGGAGCAACUUUUGCGAGGAUGCUGGAUUGGAAACACCGGAGACGAUACAGAAAUGCGGGACUGAAGACUGCCCUCGAUGGCAUCAUGGAGAGUGGCAAUCAUGCGACAAAGCCCGAUGUUUUACUUGGAACACUGCUAUGCAAAGGCGAGAGGUGAAGUGUCUAGCCGGGAACGGUAGCGAAAUAGCACUGACUUACUGUGACGAAGCCAGCAAGCCCAUUUUAAGGAGAGAAUGCUACAAUGACGUGUGUAAAGGUGUCUGGAGAGUAGGCGAGUGGUCCGCGUGUUCCGCAGCCUGCGACACUGCUGGAGUCAAGUACAGAAUACUGCAAUGCGUCUGGUACGGAACGAAAAAGCCCGCGGGCAAUGCAUGCAGGGGACUGCCACGGCCAUCUGUUACCAAAUCUUGCCAAGGGCCACCUUGUUCCCAUUUUGAGAACUGCCGGGACGAGAGCAAGUAUUGUCUGAACGUGCGAACGCUGAACAUGUGCCGGAUGUACCCCUACCAAAUUCAGUGUUGUCAAUCUUGCAGACAAAUCACGAUGGCCGACCGUUUUUAAGACUUAUUAUUUGUUAAUGCCAAAUGGUGUAAAUAUCUGAAUUAAGCUGUAAAGUAGCAAUAUUAAUUUAAGGUCAUCAAUUGGAAACCAUUAUUGAGAAAGUUAUUACUUUUUUAUUAGUUCGAUGUUAUCGCUGAUCGUAUACCGCUUUACAGGACUGCAGGAAUUCACACAAGAUUAUACCGAAUAUUCUAAGAUUCUAAGAAUUUUUUCGCAAUGGAUAAUCAUGACUUAUUUGAAGUCAAAAUUUACGGAUUGUUAUGUUUAAGAACUGAGUCUACUACUACUUUUAGGACCAUGUUUCUCUCCGAAAGGACGAAUAAGUCUCAAGGUGAUGAAGGCGCAAACGCAUUUACUUUAGUAAAAAACAUUUAAACUUGUAUAUUUUUCCACGCUGCAGUCUCUGUCAAAAUAUUUUAUAAGGGGAAAUUCUAUGGAAAGCAUCCGUGUACCAUUAAAAACAACCAAUACUUCAAGAUAUCAUUUAAUAAUAAUGAGGAGGUUUCCCCAUUAAGUGAUGUGAACAUUACCAUAAAAAGGGAAGAAUCAAUGGCUCAUAAUAAUACCGAGUAAUUUUCUGGCUGAUUUUGAACGUUUCUAAAGCGCACAGUGCGUAUCCAGUCCAUUUGACGAUUAUAAUUGAAUUCAGCCUCCGGAGAGGCGGACGUCAGAGACGUGUCGUGUUUUGCGAUUAAUCGAUUGAUCUGCCGACUAAACCAAAGGAAAAGAUUGAUUACGAGGGUGUUUGCAACAAAAAUCUUAAUAUUCGAUUCUUAAACAUAGCCUCAAAUGCGAAAAUAUCUAAACUCCUCGUCAAACCAACCGCAGAUAAUAAUGCAUGGAUGCUCUCACAUAUACCCAAGAUCUCGUAAAUACUUACUCUCGUAAAGCGAAAAUUAAAUAUUCAAAUACUAAAAUUGCAAUACAUAUAAUAUCUGUUCGCUGCAAUUUUCAUGAUAUAAGCGAUACUAUUCUAUGGUUGAUCAAUUUGUUGUUAUUAAAUUCAUUGAUAAGUAAGAAAUAAAGUACAAUUGUUUCAA
Molecule: messenger RNA, 5249 nt
Organism: Bemisia tabaci
Lineage: Eukaryota; Metazoa; Arthropoda; Insecta; Hemiptera; Aleyrodidae
Product: no long nerve cord
Biological process (GO): extracellular matrix organization
Source: RefSeq, a predicted model, not a curated record